Molecule: messenger RNA, 1496 nt
Organism: Fusarium oxysporum Fo47
Lineage: Eukaryota; Fungi; Ascomycota; Sordariomycetes; Hypocreales; Nectriaceae
Product: phosphoesterase family-domain-containing protein
Exons: 2
Coding region: 103-1386 (427 amino acids)
Biological process (GO): phospholipid catabolic process
Molecular function (GO): hydrolase activity, acting on ester bonds
Source: RefSeq, a predicted model, not a curated record
GUGCAGUUUGAUCUGCAUUCCUAUAUGAAACCCAAUAACGCUGCUGCCAAUUGAGCGUCGAUCUUUAGCUAAAGUGCAAGUUUGUGUUUGUAUUCAAUCGUUAUGCUCUUCCAAACUGCUACCAUCUUGGCCGUCGCUGGUCUGGCCCUCGGCCACUCUUAUGAGCCUCCCAAGGAGCACAAGCAUGAGACUGGCUGGGAGACCAGUUACACUGCCACUGGCACCGCUGAAGUCGCUGCUGCUGCUGCUACAGCCAAGACUAGCAGUCCUACUUCCAAGGUGAAGGGCAAGGCAUUUGAUCGCAUUGCCAUCAUUUACUUUGAGAAUGAGAACUACGAGAAGGCUUUCGGUGACCCCAACUUCACCUGGCUCCGCAAGAAGGGUAUCACUCUCGAGAACUACUUUGGAGUGACCCAUCCCUCUGAGCCAAACUACAUGGCCGCCAUUGCGGGAGAUUACUUUGGCAUGCAGAACGACGACUUCAACCGCAACCCGCGCAACGUCUCUACUGUGAUUGAUCUCCUCGAGCACCGCGGUAUCUCCUGGGGUCUGUACCAAGAGGACAUGCCCUACUCUGGCUUCGAGGGCUUCUCCUGGGUGAACCACCAGAACGGCAAGAAUGACUACGUUCGCAAGCAUAACCCCGCUGUUCUCCACGACAGCAUCGCUACCUCUGAGCAGCGCCUUUCUCAGAUCAAGAACCUCUCGCUCGUUGAUACUGAGAAGUCUGUCUUCCACAAGGAUCUCAAAGAGAACAAGCUUCCUCAGUGGAUGUUUAUCACUCCUAACAUGACUUCUGAUGGACACGACACUUCGGUCACUGUUGCUGGUCAGUGGGCUCGUACUUUCCUCGAACCUCUUCUCAAGGACAAGCAUUUCAUGCAAAACACUCUUGUUCUUGUUACAUGGGAUGAGAACGAGACCUACGCUCGUCAAAACCACAUUCUCGGCAUCCUUCUCGGCGACGCAGUCCCCAAGCAUCUCGUUGGAACCAGCGACAACAGCUUCUACAACCACUACUCCGAGAUCGCCACCGUCUCCGCAAACUGGGGUCUCGACACCCUCGGACGCUGGGAUGUCGGCGCCAACGUCUUCAAGGUCGUUGCGCAAAAGACAGGCGACAAGAUCCGAAAGUGGAAGUCUCACAAGCUUGACAGCUACUUCUGGAACGCCUCGUAUGCUGGUCCUUUCAACACUAAUGGUGGAAACAAGGAGUAUGUUGCGCCCAACUUGGAUCUUGAGCAUAGUUUCUCUGGACGCAAGAUCUUUGAGCCUAUUCGCAAGGAGUGGAAGAAGAGCAAGAAUCCUACUUACUACAAGGAUACUAUUGAGGUUAACGAUGGACUUAACCCUCCUAAGGGUUAUGAGCCUGCCAAGUCUACCUAGAUUACUGUAUAGAUACUCGGUGUAAUCAGGACAAUGUAAAUAGCAUCAAUUCUAUGAUAUCAGUCUAGAUAGAAUAAAUAGCCAAUUACACUCAACUUUAACCUCUGAAA